Molecule: messenger RNA, 1509 nt
Organism: Rodentolepis nana
Lineage: Eukaryota; Metazoa; Platyhelminthes; Cestoda; Cyclophyllidea; Hymenolepididae
Source: the annotation of a GenBank genome assembly
AUGGUGAAAAAGGACUUCAAGAAGGAAUCCGGUUAUGAAGCUUUGGCUAAAAAGGUCUACCAGAAGGCCAAAUCUGCUAAGGCCAAGAACCUGACAGCAAAUAUUACUCUUGCCAGAAUGACAUUCCAAGCUGGAAAAGGCAAGCCUCCAGUUCCAGCGAUUGAGAACACCAAAAUCAAAAUGGUUAAAAAGGGUCCAAUCAAGGAAAAAGUUGUUGUGCUGGCUACAGAAGGUAAUGCAAAGAAGAAGACCUUUGUGUUUGGUCUGCGUUUUGAAAAAGAGGAUGAGGCCAAAGAAUUCUAUGACAUUGCAAAUUUGAAGGGUGUUAGGGCAAAAGAAGAGGAGGUUGUUUCAGCCCCAGCUCCAGAGAGUCGAGAAUCUCUUCGUUCUCCCGUAUCACCACCACCACCUCUUACACCAAGCACACGGAGUCCUUCAAGAGCCAAUUCCAUUACUCGUUCCAUGAAUGAAAAAAGGAUAGUAAAAUCUCGUCAAUCAUCCACAUCAUCUCAUCCUGCAUUUAAGCAACGUAGGAAUUCUAGUCUCAGGUCUAUUUCAUCAAGAAGUUCAAUGAGCAACUUACAAUCUGCUGCACCUUUGCCACGAUCUCGCGUGAGUCCAAGUCCAUCACCAGUUAUGACUCCUGCAACGAGGUCACCAAUGAGACCAAUUAGCCAGACGAAUACAGCUGUUAAAUCAAAUCGCCACUCCUCGUCUUCAUCUUCAUCAUCCUCUUCCUCCUCUUCUUCAUAUUCAAAGAGACAGAAGAGUGCCCCACCGAAACAGAUCAAUCCAGCCUACCAAGAGUACUACCAAAAUACUCGUACUUCUUACAUUUCUACCGAACCAAGUGAUCCCACGUCCAUGAAUGGAAACUUACAUCAUAGAAGACGACCUCAGGCUCCACGGUCAGCAUUAAGCCGAAAUGGGAAGCCGUCAAACGACUCUGUGGGUGGGAAUCACAAAUCAAGGAAGAGUGCCGAAUCAAUGAGAAUUUUGCAGAUUUCGCCUGAAAAGAAUCUAAACCGAUCCGAAUCAGGACGAAUUUUUUAUUACACUUCUCGUCUUGCUAGUUCAAGCAGCUCAAGUAGUCGAUCAAGUAGUUCAUCAUCUAGCAGCUCAAGCGGGAGCAUUGCUACAAAAUGGCUGCGUAAUCCUUCUUCUCCGAGUAACAAACAGAGUCGCGCCUCUAGCUACAAGGUUCGUUCUGGACAAGGUGACUAUGUGCAGUUCACCCCGAGGGAUUAUAAGGCUGUAAUAAAGCCUAGAGCGCGCCAUUCUUCAAGUUCAAGCUCUUCAUCCAGGUCAUCCUCGUCAAGUUCAAGCUCAAGGUCGCCAAGACCUACCAGUAAAUGGAGGAUUCAGAAAAUAGUAUCGCCUAGAUCCUCAUCCAGCAGUUCGUCCAGCUCUUCCGAUUCUUCCAUCUCCGGUAUGGGUACGUACCGCCAAUCACAUCAAAGAAAACGCUCUAAACAACGUCACACCACCCGCACCAUUACCCCACGAUAG